AUGGUUCCCUGUCCUGAAUUGCAGAGCUACUUUGCCGCCUGCGAGGACGAGACGCCUGCCAUCCGGAACCACGACAAGGUCCUGCAGCGCCUGUGCGAGCACUUGGACCACGCCCUGCUGUAUGGACUGCAAGACCUCUCAUCUGGCUACUGGGUGCUCGUGGUGCAUUUCACCCGGAGAGAGGCCAUCAAACAGAUCGAGGUGCUGCAGCACGUGGCCACCAACCUGGGGCGCAGCAGGGCCUGGCUGUACCUGGCGCUCAACGAGAACUCUCUGGAGAGCUACCUGCGGCUGUUCCAGGAGAACCUGGGUCUGCUGCACAAAUACUACGUCAAGAAUGCCCUGGUCUGCAGCCACGAUCACCUGACUCUCUUCCUGACCUUGGUGUCUGGGCUGGAGUUCAUUCGAUUCGACCUGGAUCUGGACGCCCCUUACUUGGACUUGGCCCCCUACAUGCCUGACUACUACAAACCUCAGUACCUGCUGGACUUCGAAGACCGCCUCCCCAGCUCCGUGCAAGGUUCGGACAGCCUGUCCCUCAACUCCUUCAACUCCGUCACCUCCACCAACCUGGAGUGGGAUGACAGCGCCAUUGCCCCAUCCAGCGAGGAUUAUGAUUUUGGAGAUGUGUUUCCAGCAGUGCCGUCUGUACCCAGCACAGACUGGGAAGAUGGAGACCUCACAGACACUGUCAGCGGGCCCCGCUCUACCGCCUCGGACCCGACCAGCAGCAAGGCCUCCACCAAGAGUCCCACCCAGCGCCACAACCCUUUCAGUGAGGACCAGGCAGAGACCGUGUCCUCCUCCGACACCACCCCUGUGCACACCACGUCCCAGGAGAAGGGGGAAUCCCGCACUCUUGACCUGCCAGACGCCUGCACGGAGCUGGAGGUCAUCAGGGUCACCAAGAAGAAGAAAACCGGCAAGAAGAAGAAGACCAGAUCGGAUGAGGAAGCUAGUCCGCUUCACCCCUCCUCCAGCCAGGACAGCUGUGCCAGGCGGGGCAAUGGUGACAGCCUCGUCAGCAGCCCAGGCCUUGGGCGGGCCUCACCGGACGCUACCUUCACUUCCCCCCAGGGGGAGGGAGAGGGGCCCAGCGGCACAGCCGAGAGCAGCGAGCUCCCGGAGCCCGGCCAGAUGGGUCUGCUCAUCCCCGAAAUGAAGGACACCUCCAUGGAGCGCUUGGGGCAGCCCCUGAGUAAGGUCAUUGACCAGCUCAACGGGCAGCUGGACCCCAGCGCCUGGCGCUCCCACGUCCAGUCCCCAGACCAGUCCUUUCGGACCGGCUCUCCCGGGGAUGCCCCGGAGAAGCCGCCAUUUUGCGACUUUAGUGAGGGGCUUCCAGCCCCAAUGGACUUCUACCGCUUUACCGUCGAGAGUCCAAGCGCUCUUACAUCAAGUGGCAGCAACCAUGACCCUGCAGGGCCUGGCCAACCGCUGCAUGUUCCUGGUGGCCCUGCGACUGCUGGCCAAGAAGAGGGAGGAGGAAGAAGAGAGGGACAGGCACCUGGGCCCCUAGAGGACACCCUGGGGGAGGCCCGGGAGCCAGAGACCCGGGGACUGGAGACACAGUUGCCCCCUGCGGGUGACGGACCUGUGCCCGAAGCAGAGCCCGGGACCCACGAGGCUCUCUGCCAGCUCAAGCGAGACCAGCCCAGCCCGUGUCUGAGCAGCGCUGAGGACUCGGGGGUGGAUGAGGGGCAGGGGAGCCCUUCUGAGAUGACCCACUCGGCAGAGUUCAGGGUAGACAACAAUCACUUACUCCUGCUGAUGAUCCACGUGUUUCGAGAAAACGAAGAGCAGCUCUUCAAAAUGAUCCGGAUGAGCACCGGGCACAUGGAGGGUACCCUGCAGCUGCUGUACGUGCUGCUCACAGACUGCUAUGUCUACCUGCUCCGGAAAGGGGCCGCGGAGAAGCCAUACCUGGUGGAAGAGGCCGUUUCUUACAAUGAACUUGACUAUGUGUCGGUGGGCCUCGACCAGCAGACGGUGAAGCUGGUGUGCACCAACCGCAGGAAGCAGUUUCUGCUGGACACGGCUGACGUGGCCCUGGCUGAGUUCUUCUUGGCUUCUUUGAAGUCCGCCAUGAUCAAAGGCUGCCGGGAGCCACCUUACCCCAGCAUCCUGACUGAUGCCACCAUGGAGAAGCUGGCACUGGCCAAAUUCGUGGCCCAGGAAUCUAAGUGUGAGGCCACCGCUGUCACCGUGCGCUUCUACGGGCUUGUGCACUGGGAGGACCCCCUGGAUGAGUCCCUGGGUCCAGUGCCCUGCCACUGCUCACCCCCUGAGGGCGCCAUCACCAAAGAAGGCAUGCUGCAUUACAAGGCAGGCACCUCCUACUUGGGCAAAGAGCACUGGAAGACUUGCUUCGUGGUCCUCAGCAAUGGGAUCCUCUACCAGUAUCCCGACCGCACAGAUGUCACCCCUCUGCUCUCUGUGAACAUGGGGGGGGAGCAGUGCGGUGGCUGUCGGAGAGCCAACACCACGGAUCGGCCCCACGCCUUCCAGGUCAUCCUCGCCGACCGGCCCUGCCUGGAGCUGAGCGCGGACAGCGAGGCCGAGAUGGCCGGCUGGAUGCAGCAGCUCUGCCAGGCCGUGUCCAAAGGGGUCAUCCCCCAGGGGGUGACCCCCAGCCCCUGCAUCCCCUGCUGCCUGGUGAUUACCGAUGACCGCCUCUUCACCUGCCACGAGGACUGCCAGACCAGCUUCUUCCGCUCCCUGGGCACAGCCAGGCUGGCCGACAUCAGUGCCGUCUCCACGGAACCCGGCAAGGAGUACUGUGUCCUGGAGUUUUCCCAGGACAGCCAGCAGGCUCUGCCCCCCUGGGUCAUCUACUUGAGCUGCACAUCUGAACUGGACCGAUUCCUGUCUGCGCUGAGCUCCGGGUGGAAAACCAUCUACCAGGUGGACCUCCCCCACAAGGCCACCCAGGAAGCCUCCAGCAAGAAGUUCGAGGAUGCCCUGAGCCUCAUCCACAGCGCCUGGCAGCGGAGCGACAGCCUGUGCCGGGGCAGAGCCUCCCGGGACCCCUGGUGCUGA
Puma concolor (puma) is the source of this 3039-nucleotide messenger RNA. NCBI's taxonomy places the organism in Eukaryota, Metazoa, Chordata, Mammalia, Carnivora, Felidae. The record is from RefSeq and is a predicted model, not a curated record.